Molecule: messenger RNA, 705 nt
Organism: Odocoileus virginianus texanus
Lineage: Eukaryota; Metazoa; Chordata; Mammalia; Artiodactyla; Cervidae
Source: RefSeq, a predicted model, not a curated record
AUGAGAGUUCUGGGACAGUUGUCCUUGCCCUUAGCCUCUGCAGUGGACAGAACUAGAAAAGUUUUUCAGAAAAGGAAAAGUGAAUCCGAAUUCAGUCUAAAAGAAUUCCUGCCCAAAGAAUACAUCAAGCAGAGAGGAGCUGAAAAGAGAAUAUUUCAGGAGCACAAGAACUGUGGGGAGAUGAGCGAAAUAGAAGCCAAAGUCAAGUAUGUCAAAUUGGCCCGGUCCCUUCGGACAUAUGGAGUGUCCUUCUUCCUGGUGAAGGAAAAGAUGAAAGGCAAGAACAAGCUGGUGCCUCGCCUGCUGGGGAUCACCAAAGACUCAGUGAUGCGCGUGGAUGAAAAGACCAAGGAAGUGUUGCAGGAGUGGCCACUGACCACAGUCAAGCGCUGGGCAGCCUCACCCAAGAGCUUCACACUGGAUUUUGGCGAGUAUCAGGAAAGCUACUACUCCGUACAGACCACUGAAGGAGAGCAAAUAUCCCAACUGAUUGCAGGCUACAUUGACAUCAUCCUCAAAAAGAAACAAAGUAAAGACAGAUUUGGACUGGAGGGUGAUGAGGAGUCAACUAUGUUAGAAGAGUCCGUUUCCCCUAAAAAGUCCACCAUCUUGCAGCAGCAGUUCAAUCGCACCGGGAAGGUGGAGCAUGGUUCGGUGGCGCUGCCUGCUGUGAUGCGCUCCGGCUCCAGAAAACAUCCUCUGUGA